AUGUUGCUCUCACCGCUUCUUCUUCUUCUUCUUCAUCUAUCUUUCUCAAUCCCACCGUCCUUCUCACAGUCGUUCUUCUAUAAUGGUUUCAAAAACUGCGCUUCCACCAACAUAACCAUGAACGGAGUUGCAGAGAUCACCGACGAUGGUAUUCUCAGGCUUACGGAUGUCCGCUCUCGUUUGAUUGGCCGGGGGUUUUACCCUGAUCCGAUUCGUUUCAAGAGUCCCACAACGGGGGCGUCUCUCUCUUUCUCCACUUCUUUCGUAUUCGCCGUCGUGCCCAAGUACAGACAGCUCGGGGGUCAUGGCUUAGCUUUUACAAUCUCUCCGACCAAAGACCUCGCCGGAGCUCAACCCAGUCAAUACCUCGGCCUCCUUAAUUGCAGCCUCAAUGGGAAUUCAUCUAAUCACCUCUUUGCGGUAGAAUUUGACACCGUUCAAGAUUACGAAUUCGUUGAUAUCGAUGAUAAUCACGUCGGUGUUAACAUUAAUCGUAUGAGAUCGGUGAAUUCGACCAGAGCUGGGUUUUUUGUUGAUGGGGAUUCAACAAAACAGGAGAUUUGUUUACAUAGUGGGAAAAAGAUUCAAGCUUGGAUCGAUUAUGAUGCUGACAUACCCCAAUUGAAUAUCACUCUUUCCAUGUAUUCAAAAAAACCCAGUACGCCGAUCUUAUCUCUCCCGGUGGACUUGUCGCCGGUUUUUCAAGAUUUUAUGUACGUUGGGUUUUCUGCUUCAACGGGUCUUCUUGCUAGCUCCCAUUAUGUCUUCGGAUGGAGCUUCAACAUGACCGGAAAAGCAAAAUCGUUGAAUCUUCAUCACCUCCCUUCACUUCCAUCAUUUAAAAAGAAUAAAAGAGGUUUCAUAAUUGGGCUUUCUGUUUCGAUAAUAUUAGCUUUUUUCAUCAUCACGAUCGGCGGUGCUGUUUAUGUUUUCAAACAAUUCAAUCACGUAGACCUGGUUGAAGAUUGGGAGCUUGAUGUGGGCCCUCAAAAGUAUUCUUACAAGGAUUUGAAGGAUUCUACAAAGGGUUUUCACGAGAAAGAAAUGCUCGGAUAUGGUGGAUCCGGUAAGGUUUACAAAGGGGUUUUGCCUAAUUCGACUACCCAAAUCGCACUGAAGCGAAUUCUGAAGGAAUCAAAACAUGGGCAGAAGGAAUUCGCGUCGGAGAUUUCAACAAUUGGCCGGCUCCGGCACCGGAAUCUUGUUCAAUUGUUGGGUUGGAGUAGAAGAAAAGGUGAGUUUUUGCUGAUUUAUGAUUUCAUGUCAAAUGGCAGCUUAGAUAAUUAUAUUUUCAACAACCCAAAAACGAUUUUGAGUUGGGAGCAAAGAUUCAAAAUCAUAAACGAUGUAUCAAACGGAUUACUGUAUCUUCACGAGGGUUGGGAACAAACUGUGCUCCACAGAGACAUUAAAGCCGGAAAUGUGUUACUAGAUUCGGACUUAAAUGGCCGUUUAGGUGACUUCGGGUUGGCUAAGUUAUACGACCAUGGUUCGCACCCCACCACCACCAAAGUGGUCGGUACACUGGGUUACAUGGCUCCUGAGCUGACUCGAACCGGGAAGCCCACCACGAGUUCCGAUGUGUUUGCUUUUGGAGCUUUAUUGUUAGAGGUUGUAUGUGGCCGGAGACCCAUUGAACUCAAAGCCUCACCGGAGGAGCUCAUUUUGGUGGAUUGGGUGAUGGAUAAGUGGCGAGAAGGGAGGUUACUUGAGGUGGUGGAUUCAAGGUUGAAAGGAGAGUUCGAUCAAGUCGAGGUUAUGAUGGUGUUGAAGCUUGGGUUGAUGUGUUCUAGUGAUGAACCAUCAUUCAGGCCGAGUAUGAGGCAGGUGAUUAGGUACUUGGAGGGAGAGAUACCCUUGCCGGAGAUUUUAGCUCCGCCAUGUGAGAAAAGUGGUUUUGUGGUGGGCUUUGAGGAGUUUGCAGCUUCGUUAAAGAAAGUGGAUACUUGGUCGGUUGGAUAUAGAGAAGGGGAUGCUGAUCUUGAAGCUGGUUCUGGUUCGCCUUAG
This is a messenger RNA of Lactuca saligna, 2007 nucleotides long. The record is from the annotation of a GenBank genome assembly. Lineage: Eukaryota; Viridiplantae; Streptophyta; Magnoliopsida; Asterales; Asteraceae.